AUGGAGUCGCUGCCGCUGCACAAGCGCAACGUCGGCCGAGAUGACGAAAGGAUCAGCGCGCUCCCUGACGACCUCCUCCUCGGAAUCCUCGAGCGCCUUGAACUGCGCGAGGCGGUCCGCGCCGGAGCAGUCUCGACGCGGUGGCGGCACCUCGCCCACCGCCUCUCGCGCCUGCACCUCAACGGUCGCCAUUUCCGCUGCACCACGCUGCUCCAGUACAUGGACGCGUUCACGGGCGCGGCACGGAGUUUGCUGACCGACCGCGACUGCGACUGCAACGGCAGUCAUGCUGUCAAGUCCAUCAGCCUCCGCUUCUUCCUGUCGGCCCCCCACCUGAGCUCCAUCGGCCGCGCCGUUGAGCACGUCGUCAGCCGCGGCGAGACCAAACGGCUCCAUUUUGGCACAUGCUCGCCAUACAAGAGAAACACUGCCCUGCAGCUCGCCGAGUUUGGGCAGCAGUUCAUGUCCUUCUCCCGCGACUACCCACUCGCUUUCCGGUGGCUCACCAGGCUUACACUCAAGAACCUUGCGUUUGGGCAUCCCGACGUCACCGACCUCAUUAGUGCCUGUGACAGGCUCACGCACCUCACUCUGAGUUUUUGCCAACUGGUUGACGAGCACACACCGCUCAAGAUCAACACACCGUGUUCUGGGAUCAAGGAUCUCGAAUUCAUCCAAUUUGGGUGCACGCAGAUCGAGCUCAUCUCUGUCCCCAAGCUCAGUAAAGUGCAGUGCACAUCUUGGCGCUUGGCGAACCCUCCUGUGCGCUUUGGCUAUGUUCCAGAGCUUUGCAAUGUGAGCCUCAGUACCGGCGCCAUGGCGUGGCAGGCGCCAUUCUUGCUGAGCAAGUGCUUGUCAGGGAGUGCCAUGAACCUGUCCAGAAUAUCUCUCAAUUUUUGCCACCAAAUGAUUUGGAUUCAACCGGAACAUCCGAACCAGCUUGCUGCUAUAUUCAGAAAUCUGGGUCAUGUGUCUCUUUUUGGUAUCUUCCCUGAGUGUGAUCUGAGCUGGACCCUAUUUAUCCUUGACGCUGCACCUGCACUCUUUAGUUUGACAUUAUCUCGAACUCGACAUUCAUGUGUUGAAACACCCAAGGAUAGUGCUGAGAAGACCACUGUGGUUUGGGAGCCAUCCAAGGAUUCUAAGAACUUGAAAUUGAAGUUCUUGUUGAUUUUCGGGUUUGAGGAAGAAGACAAGGUGAUAAACUAUAUAAGGCUUGUCAUGGAACGAGCCGUGGGGUUGAAGAGAAUUGAGCUGGAUGUUGAACGCCCAUGUGAGUAUUGCAAGGACACAGACCUUGAGUCCGCGACGAGAUCCCAGGUGGAUGAAGCUAGCAGUCAUCGGAUUAGGGAGAGGCUCGCACAUGGAUCCUCCUCGCUCGUGGAGAUAAUAAUAAAUGUUAAAUCCCCUAACUCCUCCAACUGCUAG
Molecule: messenger RNA, 1428 nt
Organism: Triticum dicoccoides
Lineage: Eukaryota; Viridiplantae; Streptophyta; Magnoliopsida; Poales; Poaceae
Exons: 3
Coding region: 1-1428 (475 amino acids)
Molecular function (GO): protein binding
Source: RefSeq, a predicted model, not a curated record